Pomacea canaliculata is the source of this 2518-nucleotide messenger RNA. RefSeq lists its product as uncharacterized. NCBI's taxonomy places the organism in Eukaryota, Metazoa, Mollusca, Gastropoda, Architaenioglossa, Ampullariidae. The record is from RefSeq and is a predicted model, not a curated record. Gene Ontology annotation, cellular component: membrane; endoplasmic reticulum. Gene Ontology annotation, molecular function: chloride channel activity.
AAAGAAAAUAAAAUGGCGGCAAUUUUGAAACGAAAGUUUGUGCUGUUUAUGAUUUCACUGUUUUUCGCAUUGUUACUCCUGUACACAAAACGGAAACUAGAAUGGCUUACAGACGUGUGUCAGUUGAGAGAUGAAUCAAGAAAAGCUGAGUCGUGGUUUAAAAAAAUAUGGUCAUGGUUGUCCACUGUUAUUUCCAACAUCAAGACAGGAAACUCCACUAGAACUGUCGACAGUCAUGACACACAUAGCCUGCUUACAAUCUCAUGCCAUUCAUCUUUAACAGAGAGCAUUCUUCAUGUUUUUUAUAGCCAUAUUCCGGAAGAUAUAACAUUUGUUGUUUUACAAAUGUGUGAUAGUGUCUGUGCCACACUAUACACCUAUGUAUAUCCCUAUGUUCAUAUAUUUUGGUGCCUAAUUAUAACAGUGUUUAUUAUAAUUAUAUGUUUCUGUGUGUUAAACAAGUGGAGAUGCAGUCUAGUGAAUCGCAAUCAUAUCGAACAAACAGUCACGAAACAUUACGAUCAACUUAUCAUAGGCAAGUCACUAGAUGAAAAGUACAUGGAGGAUAGUUUGCUGACUUAUAAUGUCAAAAGAAAAGACCUAUUACAAUGUUCUCCUAGACAGGCAAGGACUCUCUGGACUUCUGGGACUUUUCUUCUUCUUCUCUUGUUAUGUGUCAGCAUUCCAUGGGAGUUUAUACGGCUAUACCAAGCAGAAGUUAGCAAAAGAGCUUCUAGAGUGUCUGCAGGUGUUCCAGAGUACUGCACUCCAAGAGAACUGUCAUUGUUCAGGAUGCUUAAAUCAUGGUUGAGCCACCAGGUGGCAUGGAGUCAUAACAGCCUGUGUGAUCAAUACUUUUAUGCCCAGUUUGUUGAUCCCAUCUGGGAAAUCAGCCCUUUAAUGGUGGUGACGUCACUAGUGACCCGCUGCCUCGUCCACCCGGCGGAGCUACUGUUCGCCAGCGCGGGACGAAGCCUGCACUUCUUCACUGAGAUCCCCCUACAGUGGCAACCCGUGCUGAUGUUGGCAAUCCUGGCGAUGACUGUUGUCACCUUGCUGAUGACGUGCAGCUACCGCCUCUCUGUUCCAUGGCUGUUAAAAAUCGAACCCCGUACUCCAGUGGCAGGGCAGCGUGAACAGCACAACGGCUCUGCCCAGGGGACCAUUGCACCGCACGAGCGGAAACUGAGAUGGCGCGAAAUGGAAUCGUCGCAGGCAGUGAUGGGACGGGACAACAAUCUCGUGAAGUCACGUGACAUUUCCUCAACGCCCCAUUCCUCCGUGUCGACGAGCCCUGCUGCGUGUAGCGGAAAUACUCUCCUCCGGUCUGGCAGCAAGGCAAGGAGUGGAGUAACGACUGAAGAGACGCCUGUGGCUAGACAGUGGAAAUCGCGAAGUGGCAGUUUUCAUGGAGAGGAAUAUUCGGCAGAUACCGGUGCUUGCCUUCAGAACACGCCCUGCACAAAAAGGAGCACGUGUAAAAGUCAGAAGCAAAGGGAAGGCAGAUGGGCUGAAGGAAAGGUCCGCAGAAGACGUUUGACGAAGAAUGAAAAAUAACUUUUAUUGAAAGUCGCAGCAGGCAUGAUGUGGGAUUAUCCUUUUGCUGCAUUAGACGAUGUCACAGUACCAUCUCUUGUCAUAUUCAUCAGCACUUUACCACCAGUAUCGCCGUUGUUAUUGUCGUUGUCAUUGUCACCUUCAUCAUCAAUCGUUGUCAUCUGUAUUAAUCUCGUCUUAUUGUAAAAAUUAUACAAUUGCAUAUCUUUCGCGGCAUUUCGGAUCGGGCACUAAACCCACCUGUUUCAAAAAUCAUAUUUCAUAAUUUAAAAAAAAAAAGUCUUUCUCUAACAGCUCAAUUUUUUUAUCUUUGUUCAUGUACUUUACUCAUGUUUGCCCCGACGUCAUCCAUUUGCUGUGUGUGUGUGUGUUUUUUUUUUGAACGCUUUCGUUAACUGUCGGUUGGGGUAGUUUGUUCGGGUACAGCGCAUUGAGCUCCUCCGAUAAGGGAAUUGCACGAGUCAGCUGCUAUUACAAAGGAGAUUUUUACAACCUUAGUCGACCAGCGAUAUUUACCUGACAGUUAAAAAGGUUGUUAUGACAGGUUUGGGUAAAGGCGGGGGGCUCACACCUUUAAUUUGCCAGUCUGCUUGAUGUGACACAUCUUGAUGCUUGUGUGGCCACAGAACAUUCAACUGGUCCGUCACAUGCCUACCUAAGAUGUCAAAACUUGAUCAGCCUGUGGCUAGUUAAGACCUUUAAAACAGUUUUUAUCCGUCAGUAGUAGUCACAGUGUGUUUAACAAUCCUCGUCGUCUUGGCGACAAACGCCUCACCUUUGCGCAGCCGCGAUCCGCUUCAUGAAAGUGCACAAGGAGUUCAUGUCAAAGAAAAGCUAGCCUUGUCACAGGCAUGACUGGGCGUGUUUCCCCCUCUCCCAGAUCGUUUUCCAUGUUCGCAUGAACAUUAUCUUAGACCUGUCAAUGGCUAUGUUUUGAAAAUAAACCUUGGUGCGUACGGCC